This is a messenger RNA of Phlebotomus papatasi, 1258 nucleotides long. RefSeq names its product ras-like GTP-binding protein RhoL (gene RhoL). Gene Ontology annotation, biological process: small GTPase-mediated signal transduction. Bases 509 to 1066 code for a protein of 185 amino acids. Gene Ontology annotation, molecular function: GTPase activity; GTP binding. The record is from RefSeq and is a predicted model, not a curated record. NCBI's taxonomy places the organism in Eukaryota, Metazoa, Arthropoda, Insecta, Diptera, Psychodidae. The transcript is spliced from 4 exons.
AACAUUCAUUCGUUCAUUCAGUCUUUGGUUGGUGUGUGGUGAAUCUGGUAGAGAAUUUUAUCCAGCAGAACAACAUGUGCUGCCCAAGAGACAAAUAUUAAUUAGUGUUGUAGGUUUGCACUCGUCCCUAAAAGCUAGCUCAGUAGUUUUGUAAAUUCCUCUAGCACGUCUGUGGCAUGUGCAAUUUCAAUUAAACGCAAUUAGUAAGUUUGUGACAGUGGCUUUUUUUUCAAAAAAACUUUUUUUUUUACCUGGAUCAUUUUCAAAUACUUGAAAAAAAGGCGUGAAUGUGUUAAAUCGUUGGUCUUCGUGAUUAAUGUGUCAUCAUCAAAUGCUGGAAGAGAGUGCUUGAGAAGUGGUGAACAUUACUAAAAAAAAUGUCUGACAGAGGCCAAAAAAGAAUGAAAUGAGUUGAGGUUUUUAAAAACGUGAAUCAGAGAGAAUAAGAGGAAAUUCUUAUCGGACAAAUUUAGCUGAAUAUUGUUAAGUGUAGAGAAAGUGAGGAAGAAUGGCAACAAAUUUAAGACCUCUCAAGAUCACCACAGUCGGUGAUGGCAUGGUGGGAAAAACUUGUCUCCUAAUAACCUACACACAGAACGAGUUUCCGAAGGAAUAUAUACCAACUGUCUUUGAUAAUCAUGCUUGCAAUUUGGAGGUCGAUGGCAAAAUGUACAACUUGACACUCUGGGAUACAGCUGGGCAGGAGGAUUAUGAAAGACUAAGACCUCUGAGCUACCCAAAUACGGACUGCUUCUUAUUGUGUUAUUCAAUAGAAGGACGUACUAGUUAUGAAAACAUCUUCUCUAAAUGGUAUCCAGAAAUUCGUCAUUAUUCACCAAGCGUGCCUAUAGUAUUAGUUGGAACCAAAAUGGACUUGAGACUUCCAGGGUCAGAGAAAUUCUUAACGUAUAUGGAUGGGAAGAGGUUGAAAACGAAAAUUCGUGCAUAUUCCUUCAUUGAAUGCAGUGCUAAAAAGAACCAGAAUUUGGAUAAUGUUUUUAUAGAGGCAGUAAGAGCUGUUGAACAGAAGCCUCGAGUUAAAACGCGACUUUGCACACUUCUAUGAAAAACAAUGAAAAGAUUUCUUUUUAAUUAUUGAUCGGUUAUUAUUCUAAUAAGCCAUAAAUUUUAGAAAAUUAAUGAUCUAGUGGUAAUUUUUUUGAAGAUUCACAUUUAUAUGCUCAAUAAAAAUAUGAUUACGCUGUAAGUGAAAAAUAAAUUCCUAGUCAAUAAAGAAAAUGCGUCACUAUUACUAAUA